UUUAACCGAUGUUGAUUUCCUACUUCCGGUUCAUUUUACUCGAAGUCCGUCUUUUCAAGUUAAAACUUUAUAGAAUGGCUUUGUCAGCCGUUGAAAAUUUACAACACCAAGCACGAAAUGCAUCACAAGAAGAUAUCGACAAAUUAUGUAAAAACAUCACUGACACAUUCCAUGUUGCCGAGAAAACAUCAGAGUGUCUGGGAUAUCUGAGGUCUUUGUUUUUCAUCCUGCAGGCUUCAGAUGAGGAACCUUGCAUACCACAAGAAUUAUUGGUUGCCAUGGUGACAGCAGUUGGAUCCACCUGGGAUCGGCAGAAUACGAGACAGUGUGCUCUGUGUCAGCAGAUAAUUUCUGAACUCUUACCAAGAGAAGAUUCCAAUGUGCUGUUUGAUGAGGCCAAACCAGUCAAUAAAAACCUUCUGCCAUUCUGUUUAAUACAGGGUAAGAGGUUAGGAUGUCUGGAAAGAUCCUUUAACACAGCAGUCAAGUGGGUAAUCAGCCAGGGGUUUGACUUUGAAAGUCAAAAGAAAGCCUUCUCCUUUCUUGUUGGAGUGGUCACGCUACACAAGGAGAUUGUGGCAGAAGAUUGUGUACGAGACACCAGUAACCGGAUUUCAAAAUGGCUGAUGAACGCGAGUCUGCAACAAGCUCCCAACCCAUACACUCUAAACCCGUUUCGUAAAGACAAGAGCAAUGCAAUGACUGAGAUUGAUGGAACGCCAAGCAGAAAUUUCUUUACAGUGCUCAACAUAGGCAAGUACUACACUGAUGAUCAGUUUUUGAACAUCUACAGCUUCUCCCUGGUGUAUCAGUGGUUGUACUACACCCAGCAGGCUCUCUCAGAGGACAGUGAUCAUUCCAAGUCAUCACAGGUUGCCAUGGUUACGCAGGUGUUUGAGGCACUGGUUACCAAGACGAUAGACUACUGCUUCCGUGUCUUUGACCAGUGUGAAAGAAAGCCGAAGGUUCAAUCAGAUGCUGAAGUACAAACAGCAUGUCUUUCAGAGGCUGUGAAAAUUUUGGACCUGGUUUGUAGUAUUGAUGAAGCUCAGGUACCCCGUGUCUACCAGGAGGUCAAGCGACUGUACACUCGGAUAUCCCAGAAUGCAGCACUGUCAACAGUAAACCUUCAAAUUCUGCAGUUCUUCCUUAAUCAUAGUGCGGUGGUAGUUCAUGACCCUGGGGAGGCAUAUGAGAUGUUUUUCAAACAAGUGCUGAGUCAGCGGUUCCAGGAUCCAGGGCUUGCGUUUGACGUCAUCAGGUUUACACUGGACAACCUGGAAACAUUGAGUUACAAGACAAACAUACUCUCAAAAUACUUCCCCAACUUUUUGAAGUUGCUGGCCUGGCACCCACGCACUUUCCUCACCGAGUUUGUUGAUAUUCUACCUGCCUUCAUGUCGCCAACUACAUCCAUGGAGAUUUUCCACACAUUGUUGGACCUGCCCUGCAUGACGGCAGCCCUGGAGAUCUUGGAGAAGGUUCCCAAAACUGAGUCACAAACAUCCGUGACAUCUUCACUUGGUGAUGUCGAAGUCAGUGUCUCGACGGGAGCGUCCCAAAACCCUCUGUAUCGGCCACUCUUUAACUUCAUCACCCGAGCAGAAGGCGGAUGUGGGGAUACUAUAAGCAGAUUGUCGACACUUUACCAAGUUUUGCAGGACAUGAAAAUUAAUCCCAGAGUUCGUGUUUGUGGUCAGACCGUGCCAUGUCUUCUUAGGGUUUGGUUUUCAGUUGUUUUAGAAGAGGCAGGGGAUGACUUUGCUUCUCAGCUUCUACUAGUGUUUUUGGAGCGGUCAGGUCUUCUUUAUGACAUACCAGACAUUGGUUACCAGCUUGAUGUUAGACGUCUGCUAUCUGAAAAUCUGGUGUGUUUGAUAAAAAAGUACCCAGUUGUCGUCGUCAGUCAGUACAGCGAGAUCACAGACUUCCUGGCCAUUUCUCGCAAUAUCACAGAGCUGGAAAAUAUCUUCUCAAAUCUCGUGUGGGCUGUUGGAGAGUUCUGUUCGGUUCAGUGCCAUGCCGGGUGUUCGGCCAACCUCACUGGUCAGUACUACGUGACUCUGGAGGCCCUCAUCUACGAGGUGUCUGCCAAUCUGACGUCUGCCGCUCCACAAGAACGGAGCAGUCCCAAGGUCAUGUCUGUACUGAUGUCAGCUGUAGCCAAGGGUCAUAACUAUGGAGGAACCAAUCACAGGUCAUGGCUGGCCACAAGGUGUCAGGACUUGAUCCCCAGAGCCAUCUUGUGCCUAACCAAGGUUGCCAAGCAACAUGUGAACAAUUCUGAUGAUCAGGAAGGUGCCGCUAUUCUAGUCAGUCGAGCCCAGGAAUUGAUAAAUCUAUUAAAGUUACCCAAUUUUGCCUCUCUGGUGUUGAAUCCGACACAAGAUAUUGACACAGGAAGAUGGCACAGAGAUAACAUGUCUCUGCCCAUUGUUCUGCGGCGGACCCACAGACUGCUCUGUCCAAGUGAGAAAUGAGGACCAAUUCAAACUGAUGCAGCAAAAUAAGAACAGACAUUUGUACAGUGGCAGUGUGAUGAAUGUUAUUGAACUUUGACCACUGACAGUGCUAGGAGACGAGAUAAUAAUGUAAUAUGAUGAGCUGUGCAAUAAAUAUAUAUUUAUAUCCAGA
Gigantopelta aegis is the source of this 2634-nucleotide messenger RNA. RefSeq names its product AP-5 complex subunit zeta-1-like. The transcript is spliced from 20 exons. Gene Ontology annotation, cellular component: AP-5 adaptor complex. The record is from RefSeq and is a predicted model, not a curated record. Lineage: Eukaryota; Metazoa; Mollusca; Gastropoda; Neomphalida; Peltospiridae. The coding region runs from base 9 to 2480 and encodes 823 amino acids.